AGUGAACGUACUGUAGGUAUUCCACUGAUUACAAUCAUAAAUGCAUGUAAACCCCUCUCAUUCUCGCGUAAUCUCCUCCUCCAGCGUCAGCCUAUUCCCAUUCUACAAUUUUUGUUAUCACUUGGCCAGGCGUCAUUACUACUAGUUCAGUAUCGUCGCUAUGGAAGUUGAUGGCCAUAUAUGGUUAGUUAGACUAGGGGAAGGCCGCAGCAUAGUCGAAACUGUUUUCUUAUACAGUCAAAGCGGGAACCUUGAGAAUGCUGCGAUACACGCAACACGGCAUGGUGAACAUUACGCUCUCUUUCAAUGUGACGACGACCCGGCUUUCCUUGCAAUAAUAGGAUUUCGCGCAGGAAACAGAGACGAAGCUGCCGCUAAAUCCAUGGAGAGACGACUGUCGCUUAUACAGGAGUUCGUCAACCACCAAGAACUCUUCCUCCUCAAUGUUGAAGUGUCUCAAGUUGCCCUGGCCUCUGAUAAGUGCGCUAUUCUGUUCUCAGAGUCUCAACCAAUUGACGUGGACUCUCUUCCUGGCAAAGGGAGUUGGGCUGCGUCGAUACCUCUAUCGUCGCUCCUGGUCAAGGGUCAAAACGGGGCUGCAAGCGAGACGUCAGAGAGGACGUGGAUCCAGGCGGCGGUAUCGGAUGAUGCUGACAGGUUGAGCCAAGCGGGUUCCAUCAAGCGUUUCACCAAAUUCAUGGAAAAUCGAGUCGCCUCACAAAGCGCGGAGUAAAGGAGAGAGAAAGGUUUACCAACGCUCAUCCAUCAUGGCAUUCGUGGGAUUCGCAUUUGGUACCUUGUUACCAUUGGAUCGCAGUUCUGGGCUAAGGGAAAAUGCAAUCUAGUCAAUGUUGGUUUACCCGAGCAAGAUUAGAAGCUCGCUUACCCUGCUAUGCUCAGAGUAGGGAGACGGAAAUGAACAUAUCAUGUACUGGAUUCGAGAGGUGCCUAGCCCGGGGCCCACUGGCUAGAGAGGUGCAUACUGAAUGGACGUUAGCCCUUGCGUCGUGCGCUGGGUUCAUGAUAGUUAUCCUCGAAAUUUCCUCUCGCCCGAGGAAUAGCAAGGGAGUUGAAGAGGAACAUGAGCUGUAAGGUGCUAUUAUGGCUGAUGGGACGUCGAAUUGCCAGAGAAUCCCAGGGGAAAUAAGCCGAGACCUCGAGAUAACAGGAGGUUAUUGUCUUGAAGGAAUGACACCGUCUAUCAAAGCUUGAAAGGAAAACAAAUAAAACAAAUAUAUUCUACUUAAAGGAUA
Xylaria bambusicola is the source of this 1253-nucleotide messenger RNA. RefSeq lists its product as uncharacterized. Bases 161 to 733 code for a protein of 190 amino acids. Lineage: Eukaryota; Fungi; Ascomycota; Sordariomycetes; Xylariales; Xylariaceae. The record is from RefSeq and is a predicted model, not a curated record. The transcript is spliced from 2 exons.